Molecule: messenger RNA, 1116 nt
Organism: Jaculus jaculus (lesser Egyptian jerboa)
Lineage: Eukaryota; Metazoa; Chordata; Mammalia; Rodentia; Dipodidae
Exons: 4
Coding region: 1-1116 (371 amino acids)
Source: RefSeq, a predicted model, not a curated record
AUGGCACUGACAACACAGGUUGCUGUUUUGGAAAUUACCUACAAUGAGAAUUUCUUCUUGACUAUUUUUCAUCUGCAAUUUGUUGAAUCUGCUGAUGAAGAACCUGAAGCUAUGGAGGCUGAGGUUGUAGUUUGUCAGUGUCCCAGAGAGGCGUCUGCGUGUAGCAGUAUGGCUGGUUUGAUGUACACUUUUGUCUUGGAGGAAAAUCUUGGCCAGAAUGGUGGCUCCACUCCUGGAGCUGCAGCUGGUGCCGUACAGCAAACCCUGCCCACAGGGCCCACCGCCAGCCUUCAGCCAGGGCCACCGAGAAGCUGCCUUCCCUGCCGGUGCCCGGGAAGCUUCGCUGUCUGCCGCCGGUUUCGACUUCACGUGGUUUCCACGUGGACGCGACUUCAGCGGUCAGCGCGCACAGAGCACACGCGGGCGCCCGAGUCUCCGGGACACUUGGGUCUCUCAGGGUGGUCAGGCCCGGAAGCGCACGUUUCUGGACUGGGUUCCUCUUUAGACCGGAGCCCCUCUCUAGUGACACGGAAGCCGCCGUGGAGAAAGCCCACCAAGCACAGUACCCCUGACGAGAUGACCAGGGGCCCGAGCCCACGGCCGCCGGGCAGGGCGGCCUAUCUGCACGGGUCUCCCUUGCCCGCACACUCCUCCCAGGACCUCGCCUCCCAGCUGGCCGAGGUCAGCCCCAUAGCCACCUUCAGAAAGAGGCGGCUUUCCACCGUCUGGGAUUCCGAGGGCUCCAGCGCCAAGUUGGAGCCCUGCGCAGACCGCUCAGCUGCAGGGGAAGACCCACCCGCGUCAGCGCCGCUGAACCACCCGCGCAAGCAGCCGCAGCGGCCACCGCCACGCCCGCCGCAGGCCGUGCGCCCACCUAGGAGCCGGCAGCAGAACCCAGGAUUGCCCGGAAUUCCAGACGCAGCCCAGAGGAAGAGACCAGACUGGAAGGGGCGGGCAGCAGCAAUGAGGCGACUGAAGCAGUGGGAAGCCCGCCUGCUCCGGGAAAUUGAAGAGGCCAUUCAGCAUGAGCUCACCAUCCAAGCUGAGGGAGCCCUGAGCGCUGAGCUUACCUGCCAAGCAGAGGGGGCACCCACGCCCCAGGAGAGUCACGGUUGA